AUGGAAUGUGGAAUAUCGGCCCUAGCUUUUUCGAAGAGGUUUUUAGAUCGCCAUUUGGAAUAUAUUGCUAAACGAUCAGAUCCUAGAUCAAAAACAAUUUCUUGUGAACAAUCUGGAUAUCAGGAAGGUUUAGACACUGGUAUUGGAAUUGGUAUUGGAAUUGGUAUUGGAAUAUCUGCUGUUAUUGUAAUUCUGGUUAUACUGACAAUAUUUAUAUAUAGAAAAUAUCAUCCAGCCAAUAAGAAACUACCAGAAGAAAGUUAUGCAACGUUUUCUAAUAGAAAUCCUGAAGAUAGAACAUAUGAAGAUUUAAACACUCGUCCUGAAGUUAACGAUAACAAUCAACAUAAUUCUGGAGAUGCAAAAGAAUAUGAAAAUAUGAGAAGAAAUUAA
Molecule: messenger RNA, 393 nt
Organism: Lottia gigantea (owl limpet)
Lineage: Eukaryota; Metazoa; Mollusca; Gastropoda; Lottiidae
Exons: 5
Coding region: 1-393 (130 amino acids)
Source: RefSeq, a predicted model, not a curated record